AUGUCUUCGGCUGCAGUCUUUUACCACUGUGCUGUUUUCGCCCUCCUUCUCGCGCAGUCAAACGCUCAAGAGACGGACUAUGCUGAAAUCCAAAAUGAAGCUGGAGCAUCCGGACCAGAAUCCGAUUCAGUCGGAUUUUCUACCAAAGGAAUGAUCGCUCUGUGCACUAUUGUUGGAGUUGUCGUGGUCAUUGGAUUGUCGUCCACAGCUCUCUUCUUCAUCGCCAAAAAGCGCCAGUGGGAAAUGCGCGAGACUAUGCGUCGUUCAGCCAGACAGGUCACCCAGGCAAUUAAGACGCCGUUGACACCCAGGUUUCCCAAAAUCUCGGAUCCCCACAAAAGAAACCAAACGAAGGAGAGAAAAGACCCGAAAGGCCACGAGUUCAGUGAUUUGGAAAAAGGACUCAAGUCCGCAAAAUCAAACAACUGCUCUGUUACAGUCACCACUGGAGAGACGGAUCAGAACAGUGAGGGGAAGGCCAGAGGCUGGGGAUCAUUCUUUGCUUUCAGUCGCUCAUAG
Molecule: messenger RNA, 519 nt
Organism: Aspergillus clavatus NRRL 1
Lineage: Eukaryota; Fungi; Ascomycota; Eurotiomycetes; Eurotiales; Aspergillaceae
Exons: 2
Coding region: 1-519 (172 amino acids)
Source: RefSeq, a predicted model, not a curated record